AUGAAAUUGACCUUGCAAAUCGUGAUCUCUUUUAUCCUACUUUUCCGUGCUACCCUAGCUGCACCCUUUACGCAGCGCCCACCUAGGCUCAUUCUUCCUCGAGACGCCGUGAAUAUUGCGCUUGACGAACGCACUAAUGAGUUCAUCGCUUUUAAGAGGGAUUGGACCUUUCUAGGAAGGUACCCAGCUUACAUGGAAAACCGGCACCCAGUCAAGCGUACAUCCUCGUCCACAUGUACGAACCUUACAGUGGCCGACGCCCAGACGUUGCCAGGCUGGAGUAAAAUCGAGGAUUAUGCUGACACGAACUGGGGAAAAGGUUCCCGCAAUAUAGUGACCAAUCCUGCAGAUUAUCCUGCCAGUCCGGCUUUCGUUUGCACCAAUGGACCGGUCGAUAUAACCUUUAGCGGACAACCGACAUGCCAAACCCACAACACCACUCUCGGUGGGGAGCUUACCGGGACUGACGGUUCAGUUUCUAUUUCUGUGUCACAAGGCUUCAACACAUCCUCCUCAUUUACAAUUAGCACGACAUCAUCGAUUGGUGUUUCUAGCACACUGGGGGUCGAUCUCAGUUUACCGGAAGGGCCAGGUAUCUCUGCCUCUGUCACGAUGUCUACGGAAGUUACCAACUCACAAACUCAAAGCUUCCAGGCAUCGUACAGCGAUUUGAGUACGAUCCAACUUACUAUGAACUCUCCUCAGGGUAAGACCUGCAACGCCAUUACUUCUGUCAAGUCAUGUACUCUCCAAGCAACCGGCAAGCUUCAAUACCUCGCUUCGGGUUAUAUCUGGUUCAAUUACGAUGACUCAACAAAUGGACACUACAAAUGGGCAGCGCAGAUAGAAUCCAUCUUGACAGACGAAAAUGAUCGAUCUAGUUUUGCAGAUUUUGCUGGACCGGUCGCUGCGGACACAACAGUUAGUUACAAAGGAAGUUGUCAGUAG
Messenger RNA from Lentinula edodes (shiitake mushroom), 948 nucleotides. RefSeq lists its product as uncharacterized. NCBI's taxonomy places the organism in Eukaryota, Fungi, Basidiomycota, Agaricomycetes, Agaricales, Omphalotaceae. The coding region runs from base 1 to 948 and encodes 315 amino acids. The record is from RefSeq and is a predicted model, not a curated record. The transcript is spliced from 10 exons.